AGUCAAAAGAUUGUGAAAAUGUGCAAUGUAUAAAUGUAAAAGAAACAGUGACUAAAGAAUAAAAGGAAGGUAAUCAAGGCAUCAUCUAGCAUACUCAUAUUAAUGUGUCAAGACCAAGCAGAGAAAGGUUGAAAUUCAAAUUCUUCGUGAACUAUAAAGAAUCUAAUAUGUCCAAGCCUACAUCAAUGCUUACAGUUGUUUCCAAACGAGUUGUAUAUGAUGCGCCUUACUACAAAUUUAAGGCAAUUAGUAAUUUAUCCGUUGUGUUACCUUUGGGAAAACUCAAACUAUUGACCAUAAACUGGCCGUUGUAAAUUACAAUAUAUCUAAUUUCUCGAGCAGAAUGCAAUUAUUAGUUGUCGCCUAUAAAUAGUGAAUAGUGUUUCACAGGCAAACCAUACAGUAUCUAAACACCAACUUUACCUUAUUUCACAAUCAAACAACCUAAACAAUGAAUACCAUACUUCUAGACUAUCAACCAAAACCUCGCCAACAUCUUUACUGUCGCAGCUCUAUUCAAGUGCUAUAUACCAUAGCCUGGACAACACCAAUGGAAGAUGCAUGGAAACUAAAUUUCGCUGCCUGCAGCCCCAAUGAGCUGAGUCAAGGAGGAGCAGGUUAUGUCCUUCGUGAGCAUCAUGGCUUAUUCAAAGCCGCUCGUGCAGAGCCAUUGUCUAAUGAUUUCAGCCACCUUGAAGCGAAACUUGUAGCUCUUGAGUUGGGUCUACGAGAAGCCAUAGUACAAGGCAUUGAUUACCUUGAGGUUGAGGGACAUUCUGUGGAUGCAAUCGAGGUGGCCUUUGAUGACAAGGCAACACUUGUGCCUUCGAUAAGAUCCAUCGCCCAUAUAUGUCAUAAUCAUUUACAAGCAUUUAAACUGGUCAAAUUUCACCCUGUGGCAGAAUUUGCUAACAGGGCUGCCAUGAAAUUAGCAGAAAUGGCAAGUUAUGAAGAAGUUAUGCAACGUUGGACAAUUGAACCUCCCCCCGAAAUAGCUACAAUUCUGGUUGAAGACAUGACAGGUUAUUGGCAUGGUUUAUAUUAUUAAGGCAUUUAUUAUCAAAAUAAUGUGUUCCUCAUAGGCAAAUUUGCCAGAGAACUGAAUAAACAAGGGAUGCAAAUUCUCUAUAUUAAUAAGAUAUCUUUUUACCUUAAGAUACACCUACAUUGUGAAGGAACACCGUAUUAUUACUGAAUAAUAUCAGACAUUGAAUUGUUUCCCCAUUACCCUCCAUCGUUUUGUCAGCAAUAAAAAAGCAUAAUAUAUUAAAUUAAAGACCCAGAAAAAUGAACAAUAAUUUAAUCGAAUUUCCAUCCUACAUAAAACAGAAUUAUUCCAAGUAAAAAUACGCAUGUCAAGUAAAAAUCUGGUCAGAAAAAACUAAGCACACACCAAUUCCAAAUGAUUGGUCAAAUAAUUUCCAUUUAUUUGUUCUUUGGGGGAUGGAAAAGAGGAAAAA
This is a messenger RNA of Olea europaea var. sylvestris, 1460 nucleotides long. RefSeq lists its product as uncharacterized. The record is from RefSeq and is a predicted model, not a curated record. The transcript has 2 exons. Gene Ontology annotation, molecular function: RNA-DNA hybrid ribonuclease activity; nucleic acid binding. Bases 452 to 1048 code for a protein of 198 amino acids. Lineage: Eukaryota; Viridiplantae; Streptophyta; Magnoliopsida; Lamiales; Oleaceae.